AUGAUUGGUUACGCUUGGACGAGCGAAUCGAUAGUGGUGUGCAAGGGUGUCGGUAGUGCAUGGUGCAGUGGUGCACGGCGCAGGCGGCAUCAGCUGGGUAUCAAGGGCCAGCCAAGAUCGUUUAUAAGGGCUGAUGAGCGCUGUCCAGUGAUAGACGUGGAACCCAUGGGUCUCAAGGGAGGGAAGACUCAAGGGAGAGAAAGAGGGUCCCAUCCCAGAAAGACUACCACAAAUCAAUGGACCGUAUUGGCGUCAACGAUCAACUUUAUCGACCACCACUUCGAAGAGUCGAUACCCUAA
Messenger RNA from Fusarium verticillioides 7600, 300 nucleotides. RefSeq lists its product as hypothetical. The coding region runs from base 1 to 300 and encodes 99 amino acids. The record is from RefSeq and is a predicted model, not a curated record. NCBI's taxonomy places the organism in Eukaryota, Fungi, Ascomycota, Sordariomycetes, Hypocreales, Nectriaceae. The transcript is spliced from 2 exons.